This is a messenger RNA of Brugia pahangi, 1149 nucleotides long. The record is from the annotation of a GenBank genome assembly. NCBI's taxonomy places the organism in Eukaryota, Metazoa, Nematoda, Chromadorea, Rhabditida, Onchocercidae.
AUGUUUGAAGAAGCAGAAUUAAGCGGUGUAUUGUUAUUAGCUGGUCGUAAAUUGAAAGAAUUUCCGGCACAUCUUGCUAUCAAAUAUGAAAUAUCUGAUAUUAUUUCUGCUGAUCUCAGUGAUAAUCGUUUCGUACAUCUACCAUUAUGCAUCUGCGAGAUGUGUUCGAUGGAAACGUUACGGAUUCGUAAUACGGGUUUACGUUCGAUCCCUUCGGCUGUACAAUUACUUCAAUCGCUUACUUAUCUCGAUUUAAGUGGUAAUCAAUUGAUGAACAUCCCAUCGGCUUUAUUUUCUAUGCCUCUACAAAUUCUGCUAUUAACGGGUAAUCGAUUGGAGUAUAUUCCACGAGAAAUACGUCAACUUUCGAAUUCCUUACGUGAAUUGGAUGCAAGUUGCAAUAAGUUAAAAAGUUUACCGGCUGAUAUCGCCUUGCUAAAAUCGCUACGAGUGCUCAAUGUGCGAGAUAAUCAACUUACUCAUUUGCCUUCAGAAAUUUCACGGUUACAAUUACGAGUAUUAGAUAUAUCGCAAAAUAAACUUGGUGAAUUACCAUUUGAUUUACGGUAUAUGUGUACAUUGGUCGAUUUUCGUAUCAAUUUUAAUCCGCUUAUAGCACCACCUGCUAAACUUUGUUCAAAGGGACGUGAACAUGCUUUCAAAUGGUUGCGAUCACACGGUGAACGAUCAAUUGAUAAUACAAUGAAAAGUUAUAAUCAUUCAUUUAAACGACCAACAACGAUAAAUGCAACAUUAAGAAAAGGACAACACAUAGAAAAUAUUGGUGAUGAAUUGCGUUUUGAAAGACGAUCACGUACGACACGUUUUAAUACCGUAGGUGGUAGUGAUUCCGGUUACGCGUCAACCGUUGAUGAAAAUCGUUAUUCUCGUGAGUUUCAACCACAAGUUGGCUGUUUAUUCAAUAUUGAUGAGACUAAUCACUUAAAUCAUCAUUAUCACCAUUAUCAACAACAACAACAACAACAACAACAACAACAACAACAACAGCAACAACAAUUAGUAUCAUCUAAUUGGGAAACCAUUGUUGCUAUGAAUUCUGUAGGGUCAAAGGACAAUUCAACUGUGAACACUAAUGGUGACCUAUUAAAAGAAGUGAUGCAUGCAUAUGCUCAAAAGGUUUAUUUUUAG